UGCAGUGUCUGCAGCUGGGUCCGGAGCUGGAGAGCGUUAGCGGGGCCAGCCCGGAAGGGGGUUUCUUUUCCUGCCCAAUCUCCACUCUCCGGCAGCCCCGGCUCUGUCUUUCCUCGCCCCACAGUUGUGCGCUUCCGGCCCCGGCUCCCGGUGUCAGUUUUUCUGGGUUCCUCGAGGAGUUGGGGCCAGGAGGUUCGGAGAUAGUGGCCGCUUCCCGGCGCGGGAGUAAGGGGCGCGCCCCUCUUCCGCUCUGCCAGUCCCGCGCCGGGCCCGCGCCUCCAUGGGCCCAAGCCAGAAGCCCAAUGUGUGCGGCCGGCUCAGUCGCCGGGCGCUGGGCUUUUUCUCGCGCGACGCGGGCAUGGUGCAGAGGACGAACCUGGGCAUCCUGCGGGCGCUGGUGUGCCAGGAAAGUACUAAAUUUAAGAAUGUUUGGACAACUCAUUCCAAAUCACCUAUAGCCUAUGAGAGAGGAAGAAUAUAUUUUAACAAUUAUCGGUGCUGUGUCAGCAGUGUUGCAUCAGAGCCACGAAAACUUUAUGAAAUGCCAAAAUGUUCCAAAUCAGAAAAAAUAGAAGAUGCUUUAUUAUGGGAAUGCCCAGUGGGAGAAAUGCUUCCCAAUCCAUCAGAUUAUAAAUCCUCACUCAUAGCACUGACUGCUCAUAAUUGGCUACUUCGUAUAUCAGCAACUACGGGAAAAGUCCUUGAGAAAAUAUAUCUUGCUUCAUAUUGCAAAUUCAGAUACUUGAGCUGGGACACUCCUCAGGAAGUCAUUGCUGUCAAGUCAGCUCAGAACAAAUGUUCAACACUGGCCCGACAGGCAGGCAUUCAACAGCCUGUUUUGCUGUACCUUGCAGUGUUCCAUGUGCUACCUUUUUCACUCAUAGGGAUUCUGGAGAUCAACAAAAAGAUUUUCGGGAACGUCACAGAUGCCACCUUGUCUCAUGGAAUACUGAUUGUGAUGUACAGCUCGGGACUGGUCAGACUUUAUAGCUUCCAAGCCAUCACCAAGCAGUUCAUGCAACAGAAACUUGACUUAGGGUGUGCAUGCAGAUGGGGUGGGACUACUGGAACUGUAGGAGAGGCUCCCUUUGGCAUUCCUUGUAAUAUUAAAAUCACAGAUACACCGCCACUGCUCUUUGAGGUGUCCUCGCUGGAGAAUGCUUUUCAGAUUGGAGGCCAUCCUUGGCACUACAUCAUUACACCCAAUAAGAAGAAACAGAAAGGAGUUUUCCAUAUUUGUGCCCUAAAGGACAAUUCCUUGGCAAAAAAUGGGAUCCAAGAAAUGGAAUGUUGUUCUUUAGAAUCUGAUUGGAUCUACUUCCAUCCUGAUGCUUCUGGCAGAAUAAUACAUGUUGGCCCAAAUCAGGUCAAAGUUUUAAAGCUAAGUGAAGUAGAAAAUAAUAGUGCCCAGCAUCAGAUCUCUGAAGAUUUUGUCAUUUUGGCCAAAAGAGAGAAGAACAAAAAUGAAAACCUACCCACUGUUACAGCUUCUGGACGAGUGGUAAAAAGAAAUUUUAGCAUUCUGGAUGAUGACCCAGAACAAGAGACUUUCAAAAUUGUCGACUAUGAAGAUGAGUUGGAUUUGCUUUCUGUCGUAGCUGUUACUCAAAUAGAUGCUGAAGGAAAAGCUCACCUGGAUUUCCACUGUAAUGAAUAUGGAACUUUACUUAAAAGUAUUCCACUCGUGGAGUCAUGGGAUGUGACAUACAGCCACGAAGUCUACUUUGACAGAGACUUGGUGCUACACAUAGAGCAGAAACCCAGCAGGGUGUUCAGCUGCUAUGUUUACCAAAUGGUAUGUGACCCUGGGGAAGAAGAAGAAACCACAGACAAAAGGAGUAAAACAGAUCACAAUAAUUUUAAAUUUUGAGACGUAACUUAUUAAACUUCUAGCCAACCACCCCAGGAGCCAUGUCCAGUCCUCUUUUUUAUUAUCUGCAUAGUAUAUUCUCCAGUGUUUUCCAGAAAAGGUCUUGUGUUGACUUCAGAUGAUUGUGGCUUCUUCUUCAGAUGACUGUGGCCAUACAAGGUGGUGAGGACUUCACUUUAUAUAAAGGUUUUUACAAUAACAUCCCAAGAAGCCUAGCAUUUUGCAGUUUUUUAGGUGGGUGGUGAUGCAAAUAUAAAAUACUGAAAGUCAGAGAAGGAAAGUUAAUUCUAAUUAUUUGGAGGUCAUUGAUUAGGGAGUGUUUAGCAUGGUUAUUAAAGGAUGGCAUGGAAUUUUGAUUGGUGAAACUAGGAGGAAGAGACAGAAGGAUACAAAACAUAUAGAAGGAGAUCCUGUAUCCUGUCAAUCAGACUUGAAGGAUGGAAGAUGAGAUCUAUAAUAUGAAAGCAUACUUGGAAACAAAACUGUGUCAUCACGGUUUUUAAAAUAUAUAUAUGUAUGUGUGUUUUAUAUUAUAUAUAGUAGCAGAAGUUGACUUUUCCAUGUUUUUUUCUCUUUGAUGUUCCCAUUGGUUUUUUGUGUUUCUGUUAAACUAAUAUAAAAGAUUUCAAGCAAGCUUUAAGUGAUUUUUUUUCUCAUACAUAGCCUGUUUAGCUGUUAAUGCAUCUAAGAAUAUUGUACUCAUUUCACCAUUCUAUUUAUUUGGUGAAUCUGCUUAGGCAAUAUUUUUAUACCUAAGCGGUAAGAUAAAGGUAUCCUCGGUUAUACCAGCUCUGCUCCCUGUGGGAAGAAUAGAUAAAGUCCCAGGAGUUCUUAUUAGCUUGAAAACUGACUGACAGCUAGAGAAAGCUUUGGGUUCUAUCUUAAUUGUGAAAUGAGUAUUUUUUUUCUUCUUUGUUAGAACCGAUGGAAAUAUGAUUCUUGAACUCAGAUAAUCAUUCUUAAGAAUAUUAAAUAAAAGCAACCCAAGUAAAGGGAGAAAAUGUUUCUUUGUGCUUCCUACUUGAGAAAUCCAGUUGCCUGCAAUCCACAUGUUUAGCACAUUCUCUGAUUCAGACUCAAAAAAAAAAAAAAAAAAGUGGUAAAAAUAGAAGGGGAGAAAACAGCAGUAAAAAUCAUUGCUGAUUCAAAUGUAAAGUUAAAAUAUGGGAUUUUAGCUUGGAUGAUUUAUAUUAAAAUUAUCCAGUUCUUCCUUCAGUUUUGGCUUGGUAUGUUAAGAAUAAUGUGAAUUCUGCCCUGCCCUUGAAGUCUGCAGAUAAAUUUUAAGCUUAUUGUUCUCAACAGGGCUGAUGAGAGAAAGGUGUUAGCUAUUCAAAAAGUCAAGAUAUUAGUAAAAGAGUCCAUAAACUUAAAAGAAAUAAAGGGAGCAAACUUAAAACUGUCAUUUGUGCAAUAGAAAAGAAGAUUGCCAACAUUUUGGAAUAGCGGUAAGUAUUUAUAUGUUGGCUAAAAAUAAAUCUUGGCGAAUCUGCUUCUAUGUAUAAUAACCAUUUGGAAAAGUAGAAGUGAUUACCUCAUGAGCAAGAUAAUAAAACUAUCUUCAUCUAUUAAAUUCUGAUCAUUUUAUAUCUACUAGUUGAAAAAUUCAUUCUCAAUAGCAUACUUAGUAGUACUAUUUAAUAUUUGAAGCUUUCAGAGUAUUUUGGAGAUAUAAUUGUGAUUACAAAGAAGUUGGAUAGUUAUAAUGUGCUAGAAUAUUGCCCCAAACUUCCAACUAAAACAUGAACUAUAUCUAAACAGUCCUGUCCAAUGAAUUUAUAUCUUGAAAAACAAGCCUGGUAAGAGGAAAUAGAUUUAAAAAAAUCAAAGAAAAGAAAAACCAGUGUGUGUGGGUUUUAAAGCAGGUGCAGUGCUAUGUAAAAGCAGAAAGCCCGCUCUCCAUUUUCAAAAGUAUUUCAGAAAAGGAUGUCUUAAAACUUUAGUCCUGUCAGAUUUUUUUAAAAAGAGGUUUGUUGAGUUUCUCCUUUGCUUAAGUCAGUGCCUUCUUUUGAGGAAGUGAUAGAAAUUCAUCUAUUCACAAAGGCAUCUGAGAACUAUCUAAAGAUGAUACCGCUCUAUUUAAACAAAUUAAGGUAUUCUACAUUUUCCAUCAACUGAAUGUUUGGUUUCUUGUACAUGCGUUAUUCUUAAUGGUAACAUAUUUAUUCAGUGUUUUCUGUCAGUCGGGCUUCCCUUGUGGCUCAGCUGGUAAAGAAUCUACCUGCAAUGCAGGAGACCUGGAUUUAUCCCUGGGUUGGGAAGAUCCCCUGGAGAAGGGAAAGGCCAGCAUUCUGGCCUGGAGAAUUCCAUGGACUAUACAGUCCGUGGGGUCUCAAAGAGUCGGACACGACUGAGCAACUCUCAUUUUCACGUUCUGUCAGUCACUGUGAUACAUGUAAAAUGAAUUGUCUCACUUAAGAUUCAGAAUAACCAUAUGAGAUAUGACCUAUAUUAUCCUUCCUCAUGUUACAAAUGAGGAAACUGAGGCUCACAGAAGUUAAUUUGCCUAAGGUCCUGCAGAGAUGGGAAAUGCAUUCAGAUUUGUUUGAUGCAGCCUUACACCAAAUUUCCUCUAAAGCUCUCCAAAGUCAAAGGAUGUUAUUUUAUCCCAUAUAUAGCAUGUUAACAAAGGUAAUAUUAGGUAUAUAGGAAAACACUCUAAAGUCUUUUUUUAAAUGAUGAUUAGAUAUCCAAAUUCUGGACAAAGUCGGACACAUUGACCUAUUCAUAUAUUGUUGUUCAUAUAUUCAGUCGUGUCUGAUUCUUUGCGACCCCAUGGAUUGCAACACGCCAGGUUUCCCUGUCUUUCACCAUCUCCCGGAGCUUGCUCAAAUUUAUGUCCAUUGAGUCAGUGAUGCCACCCAACUAUCUUGAACUCUGUCGUCCCCUUCUCUUCCUGCCUUCAAUCUUUCCCAGCAUCAGGGUCUUUUCUGAUGAGUCAGCUCUUCUCAUCAGGUGGCCAAAAUACUGGAGCUUCAAGCUUCAGCAUCAGUCCCUUCAAUGAAUAUUCAGGAUCGAUUUCCUUUAGGAAAUUCAUAUAUUUAACUUGACAGAAAAGAUAGCUCUUCCUGCAAUGGUUGAAAAAAGUCAGUUUUUUUAAAAGUACAAAAAGUAAUUCUCUCAUUUUGUGGUGAUAAUAAACACCAGUAUUAGUAAUUACUCUUAAUGUAACUUGGCUUCCUUUUCAAUAAUUAUUAUGUUUUCUUACCUUUCUUAAAAUGUUUACAUGUAUAACUUACCUUUUAGAGUCCCAGAAAGUCUGCAGGGGCUAAUUUCUGGUCCCUAAGUUUCUACAGAGUUUCUAUCCUAUGGAAAGAAUAAUUUAUUCCAGUCCAAGGGUAUAUAAUAGGAAGAUAAGACCUGGGGAUUUUCCCCCAUUGUUUUGUAAUAAAAAUGUUCAAACAUACAGCAAAAUUGACAGAAUUUUACAGUAAAUACCCAAAUAACCAACCGCAUGGAUUAUUCAUUUAUUCUACAUGGUUUAUUACUUAUCCAUCCAUGUUAUUUUUAUGGUGCAUUUAAAAUAAAUUGCAGACGUCAGUAUAUAUCCCCCAAUACUUCAAAAUGCAUAUCAUUAAGUAGAGUUUAUUAUAGUUUAGUUUUUAAAUUUUUCAGUGUACAUUUACAUGCAUUGUAACGCACAAAUGUUAAGUAUAUAAAUUUGCUGAUUUUUUUCACAAAUCCAUAUACCUCGUGUAACCCAAGCCCUAUUUAAAAUUUAGAACAGUACAGUCAUGCCAGAGAAUCUCAUGCCCCUACUGAGGCAGUCCUUACCUACCUCUCAGAUAUAACUACUGUUCUGAUUAUUUUGCUUCACAGAUUAAAUUUGCCUGUUCUAAAACUUCAUAUAAAUGAAAUCAUACAAAGUAUAGUGCUUCUUUCACUUAGCAUGUUUUUGAAAUUCAUAAUUCAAAAUGAAAUAAUUCAUGUUGCCUGUAUCAGUGGUUCAUUUCUUUUCAUUGCUGAGUAUUGUCUUUUUUCCACUUUCCUGUUGAUGGAUACCUGGGCUGUUUCCACUUUUUUUUUUUUUGGAUAUUAUGAAUAAAGCUACUGUGAACAUUCUUGUACAAAUUGUGUGUGUGUGUGUGUGUGUGUGUGUAAACACAUGUCUUUAUUCAUCUUGAGUAAACAUCUAACUAUGAAAUCAUUGGGUCCUUGAUUAGGCAUAUGUUUAGUUUUAUAAAAAACUGCCAGACCUUUUUUCCAAAGGAUUGUACCAUUUUACAUGCCUGCAACCAUGGGGACUUCCAGUUGCUCCACAUUUUCUCCAACUUUUCUGCUUGUUAGUCUUUUUCAUCUUAGUAUUUGUGGUGGGUGUAUUAUUUCCAGUUGAUACUUUGACUAUUUCUACUUGUGCCUAGUAGCCCUCUUGUCAGAUCUACCCCUUUAUCCUUUUUAACACCACCUCCUGCUAGGAACUGCUGAAAACAUUCUUUCUUUGUGAUAAUAGUUAAGAAACCCAAAACUCAGCUUGAGUUAUUCUUUCUCAAACAUGGAAUACAUCACUCACCAAGGAACUCUUUCCUAUAAUAAAGACCAACAUCUGAGAAAAAACCUGAGUUGCUGAAGAGAUGUUUUAGACUCUUCCACAUGACUGCUGGUACUGAUCAGGAUGGCACCAAAACACUGUAAUAAAACAGAAUAUGAGCUUUUCCUGUAACAGUUACAAGUUCAUGUUAUUUCUACGUCAGGUGAAUUUUUGAUGCUAACAUGAAAGUAUAUUAAACAAGCUGUAUGCUUUCCCCAACAGCUAGAUUUGGUGUGCUUUAAUUCAUAUUUCCUUAUUAACUAAUGAUAGUAAGCACAUUUUCAUGUGUUUGCCCAUGUGUAAAUUUUUAAUUUUCUAAACAUUUAUUGAGGUAUAAUGUACAUACAAUAAAUUAUACAUAUUUGAAGUGUACAAUUUGAUAAUUUUUACAUGUAUGUACCAAUGAAACCACCACAAGCAAGAUAAUGAAUACAUCUAUCAUCUCAAAAAGUCUCCUCUUGCUUCUUUGUAAUCCUUCCCUUCUGCCUCUCUCUGCCCCCUCUCCCUUCCAAGGCAACCAGUAAUCUAUUUCUGUCACUUGAGAUUAGUUUGAAUUUUUAGAAUUUUAUUUAGAAGUUACAUGGUAAGUACUUUUUUUCCCCUGCUUUCACUCAGUAUUGUUAUUUGGAUAUCCGUUUGUGUUGCAUGUAUCAAUAGUUUAUUUCUUUUUGUUGCUAAGUAGCACUCCAUUAUACUUAUAUAAUCAAAAUUUGUUAAUAUAUUUACCUGCUAAUGUACAUUUGAGUUGUUACCAUUUUUUGCCUACUACAAAUAAAGCUACU
Molecule: messenger RNA, 7177 nt
Organism: Dama dama (fallow deer)
Lineage: Eukaryota; Metazoa; Chordata; Mammalia; Artiodactyla; Cervidae
Gene: DCAF17
Product: DDB1 and CUL4 associated factor 17
Exons: 14
Coding region: 281-1870 (529 amino acids)
Biological process (GO): protein ubiquitination
Cellular component (GO): Cul4-RING E3 ubiquitin ligase complex
Source: RefSeq, a predicted model, not a curated record